Messenger RNA from Lobosporangium transversale, 665 nucleotides. RefSeq names its product 40S ribosomal protein S22-A. Lineage: Eukaryota; Fungi; Mortierellomycota; Mortierellomycetes; Mortierellales; Mortierellaceae. Gene Ontology annotation, biological process: translation. The transcript is spliced from 2 exons. Gene Ontology annotation, cellular component: ribosome; cytosolic small ribosomal subunit. The record is from RefSeq and is a predicted model, not a curated record. Bases 58 to 450 code for a protein of 130 amino acids. Gene Ontology annotation, molecular function: structural constituent of ribosome.
UAUUAACCUAGAGAUCUUUUAUUAUUUUUAUUUAUUUGACUAUAGAAGCAUAUCAAAAUGGUUCGCAUCUCCGUCUUGAACGACUGCCUCAACAACAUCAACAACGCUGAGAAGCGUGGCAAGCGCCAGGUCUUGAUCCGUCCUUCCUCCAAGGUCAUUGUCAAGUUCUUGUCCUUGAUGCAGAAGCACGGCUAUAUUGGCGAGUUCGAGGUGAUUGACGACCAUCGCUCUGGUAAGAUCGUUGUUCAGCUCAUUGGACGCAUCAACAAGACUGGUGUCAUCUCUCCCCGUUUCAACAUCAAGUUGAACGAGAUCGAGAAGUGGAUUGCUCGUCUCUUGCCUUCCCGCCAGUUCGGUUACAUUAUCCUCACCACCUCGGCUGGUAUCAUGGACCACGAGGAGGCUCGUCGCCGCCAUACCGGAGGAAAGGUUCUGGGUUACUUCUACUAAGCAAUCACCAAGAUGGAGCGUUUCUUUCCAGUUUCGAAAUAAAAUUUCAAGCAUAGGAAGCGUAGUUUUAAUACAGCAGAGUAUGGUUGUUUAUUUACAAAAAUCUGUGGAUAUAACUGAACUUAUUGUGAUGGGACAUUGAGAUCCCAUUUUUGCUUCGCCCAAUUAUCCAAUUAUCUGAGGGGUCGAAAAUAUAUCAAAGUAUAUACAAAGGG